This is a messenger RNA of Moneuplotes crassus, 1235 nucleotides long. The record is from the annotation of a GenBank genome assembly. Lineage: Eukaryota; Ciliophora; Spirotrichea; Euplotida; Euplotidae.
AUGAAUAUAUUCCUAGCUUCCCCUAUCAACACCCCUAAAUAUCUUAUGACUCUUGGCUAUCAAUUGGCAACGCUCUCACAACCUAAAAUCGAAAAUACUGCUUGAGGGACACCAUUUGGAGCACAAAACUAUACUAUAAAAAUUGAUUCAGCAUGUUGUGCAUGCGAAUUAGAUUAUUCUUAUUUUCAAAAGAAGACUGCCAUCAGUCUAGAGCAUUCAGAUAAUGUUAUCAACAGUCAAACUGAUUCGCAACAACUCUUGGAUUCACACCAGAUUGCUAAAGAUACCCGGAUCACUAGUGAAGGAGAAAUUCAAGGUAUGCCACAAAUUUUUAUCAGCACUAUUUUUCGAUACUCUAUUUUGUAAAUUUUCAAUAAAUCCUUAAUAUUUUCUGCUAUCUUUUGGAGAGCGAGGAUGAUUUUAUUUAGCUCUUCUAUAUAAUCCAAAUCUUGUGUGUCUUUAAAACCUCUUAUCAAGUCAGAAAUUUAAUUUGGGAAUUAUCAGGGAGUCUUUUUAUAAAUUAAACAUCAUUGAAUCGAAUAAAAAUUACAGCAAACAACUUCAAAAAGACUCAAGAUAAGCCUAUCCCUAAGAAUAAAAUUGCAAAAGACAUCAAGAAAAGUUUAAAACUUAAUAAAAAAACUAUAAAAUCAAUCCCAAAAUAUGGGACUGAUGUUAGGACAAAAGCGAUUCUAACUGAAACAAACACCAGAGAUGAUGUACUUCAUAAGACUAUAUUAAGAGCCUUGAAGAAAUUUUAUAGCCAUGAAUGAUCAGACAAAAGACAUAUCUUUGCGAUUUCUAAGACUCAAGAAUCUCAAAUUCUUACUAAGAUUGACAAGAUUUGCAAACUCAGAUUUUCCACCCUUUUUCCUCAAUCUCAGAUUGACGAAGCUGCUUCAUUGGAACUUUUGGCUACAGAUAAGAAGCAACUGGAUAAUUAUCCGGUCAAUGACUACUUUUUAACAAAACUCAUGGUCGCAUCCAUUUCGACUAGGAUGAUAAUGAAGAAAUAUAUAGGAAGGUAUGAAGUUAGGAAGGUUUAUAUGAAAUAUUAUAAUGUUCUUGAUAAAUACUCCUACUUAAAACUCAAAACCCUGCUGACUCUCAAGCCCUUCCAAAUUGUGCUUAAAGAGUUUUUAAGUUCAGAAGAUUUUGUAAAGAUGCUAAGUACAGACAAAACAAUGUCAAAGAACAGAGAAAUGUAUGAAGCAAAAGCUGUCAAAUUUUUAGAU